GUGGACGGGACGUUUCUUCAACAACAACAGCUAGUCAGACACCUCGGUAGCUUGUUCGCCAACAUAGCCGAAGCUUUCAAGCUCUGUAGACACUUUCGGUGUAUAUUUGCCACAGUGUUUUAAGCCAUGAGCUCGCUAAACGACUCUGCUAAAGAGGGGGUCUGCUGGACGGAGAAAGAAACUCUGGGGCUGAACAUUGUCGUGAAAGAGGAGAAGGAAGAAGAGGAUGUCACAGUUAAGAAAGAAGCAGAGGUUGAGGCUGUUACAGUGAAAGAAGUUAAAUUGACACAAGAUGAAGACGCGUUCAGAGUGAAAGAGGAGGAGGAUGUUACAGUAAAAGAAGAGGAGGAUGAGAAAGAGGAGGAUGCAGUAUUUGGAUUGGGGGAGGUGACUGUCACAGUGAAAGAAGAGGCAGAUAUUUUUGGAAUGAAGGAAGUGGGGGAGAUUACUGUCACAUUGGAAGAAGAGGAGGAGACAGGAGAUCUGAUUAACAACAGAGAAAGACCAGACUCUCACUCUGACAGUGUGAAGACUUCUUCAGGGAAACCAUACCCAGAGAUGUCCAAACCAGUGAGACAACACCACUGCUCCCAGUGUAAUAAGAGUUUUAAGUGGUUAUGGAAGCUGAAAGAGCAUGAUAGAACACACACAGGAGAAAAGCCCUUCCAAUGCUCCCAGUGUGGAAAAAGUUAUACCCAGUUAGUGAGCCUGAAAAGGCAUAAAGGAAUACACUUAGGAGAAAAGCCUUAUCACUGCUCUCAGUGUGGAAAGAGUUUUACCCAGUUAGGGAACCUGAACAAACAUAAGAGAAUACACUCUGGAGAGAAGCCUUACCCUUGCUCCCAUUGUGGAAAGAACUUUAGGUUGUCCGAUAAUCUGAAGGAGCAUGAGAGGACUCACACAGGAGAGAAACCUUACCAUUGCUCCGUGUGUGGAAAAGAUUUUACCAAGUUAGGGAACCUGAAAGAGCAUGAGAGGAAACACACGGGAGAAAAGCCUUACCACUGCUCCCAGUGUGGAAAGAUAUUUUCAAGAUCAACAGACCUUAAAAUGCAUGAGAGGACACACACAGAAGAAAAGCCUUACCACUGCUUGCAGUGUGGAAAGAGUUUUACUGACUUAGAUAGCCUGAACAUACAUAAGAUAAUACACUCUAAAGAGAAACCUUACCAUUGUUGCCAGUGUCGAAAGCGUUUUACCAAGCUAGGGAACCUGAAAAGGCAUGAGAACAUACACACACAGGGGAGGAUAAGCUCACAGUUUGGAAAGAGUUUUAGUUAGGGAACCUAAUUGUGGAAAGACAUUUUCCCUGGACAGUUUUUUGACUGUUGUUUUAUGUCACAUUAAAUCAUAUUGUUUAUUUGAAAUCUUAAUAAAAAAUAGGCUUGGUUUUGUUUCUUUUUUCCUCUGAAGGCAUGAUCAUGUCUAAAAUCAGAUUACAAUUCAUUUAUUUUUUAUUUUUUAUGGCUCCAUAAGCAACCAUUUUAAAUGUAAACACGUUAUCCAGCACAAAAUGGGUAUCAGCCAAUUAAAAUCAUUGAUUUACUUGCAGUUGACAGAAUGCUAAAUUGUACAUGUUGAAAGGACCUCAUCAUGGAUGUAUGUCAAACAGAAACAAAAACAUUUUGUCAUACUGUAUAUGCAAAAACGUGACAAUGUUGUCUAAUGUUAGUAGUCGCUAGUAGUCUAGUCAAGGAAGCAUCAAUUUAAUAUUUGAACACAACAUUUUUGUUACAGACCAAUGGAACAAAAGUAAACCUUGAAGUUGUAGGUUUAAAAUAUCCCUCUAGUGGCCAGGGUUGACCUAUUUUAAGAAAUUACAUUUGUUGGUGGAUAUGAAGUGUAAUGUUAAGUCUUAGAUAUGCUGAUUAAUGAUUUGUUCCAGGUGAGGUUAGCAUUGGGGCAUUUAUCUGAUGAGACCAGCUACAAUUUAGUGUUCUGUCAUGUGCAAUUAAAUCAACCAUUUUAGUUGGCUGAUAUUCAUUUUGUGCCGGAAAAAUUGUUUUACAUUUAAACGGUUGCUUAUGUUCGCAACUAUGGACUCAGUGUAUUUCUGGACUCUAACCUCAUGAAUUUAGUCUUGGUUUUAUUUGUUUCAUUUAAUUAAUUUGUGUACUAGGACUCUAUUCAGUCUGUACAGCUGAAGUGUUUAAGGUAAUUUCGGAUUGAGCCGACAUAUGCAGGGUUUACCUUGAAUGCAGUCUCCACUAAAGCGGUAACAUUGCCUUUAAAUUUCAAUAACGCUGUAAAGCUGAACUGCCGCGAUGCGGAUUGAUUGUAGCCUCAACCCCGCAGCACACCCACAGCAAUUGAUUAAUGGACUGCUGAAUGUAUUUUUACCCCUUGCUUUGUCUGCUCUUUUCAAUAUUAUGUCUAUCUCUGAUAAGCUAACCAGGAAAGGGCUGACAAUAGCCCAUAUUAAUAUAUGUAGCCUUAAAAAUAAGUUUCAUGAAAUGAAUAACUUGCUAACAUCAGAUAACAUUCAUAUAUUAGACAUUUCUGAGACUCACUUAGAUCAUUAAUUUGAUGAUACAUCAAUGGCAGUACAAUGAUAUAACAUUUAUAGAAGAGACAUAAAUGCUUAUGGUGGAGGUGUUGCUGUAUAUAUUCAGAGCCAUAUCCCUGUAAUGCUUAGAGAAGAUCUUAUAUCAAGUGUUAUUGAAGUGUUGUGGUUGCAGGUUCACUUGGCACAUCUAAAGCCUUUUCUUUUGGGGUGUAGCUAUAGGCCACCAGGUGCUAACAGUCCGUAUCUAAAUAAUAUAUGUGAAAUGUUUGAUAGUGUAUGUGAUGUAAACAGAGAGGUCUACUUUCUUGGGGACCUGAAUAUUGACUGGUUUUCAUCAAGCUGUUUACUCAUGAGGAAGCUUCUUACUGUAACCAGUGCCUGUAAUCUGGUUCAGGUUAUUAAUCAACCUACCAGGGUGUUUACAAACACUACAGGGAAAGGUUCAUCCACAUCUAUCAAUCACAUUUUUACUAAUGCUGUAGAACUUUGUUCUACACUAUAUCCGUACCCACUGGAUGCAGUGAUCACAGUAUAGUGGCUAUAUCCAGGAAAGCCAAAGUUCCAACAGCUGGGCCUAAGA
Salmo salar (Atlantic salmon) is the source of this 3086-nucleotide messenger RNA. RefSeq lists its product as uncharacterized. Gene Ontology annotation, biological process: regulation of transcription by RNA polymerase II. Gene Ontology annotation, cellular component: chromatin; PcG protein complex; transcription regulator complex. Gene Ontology annotation, molecular function: RNA polymerase II cis-regulatory region sequence-specific DNA binding; DNA-binding transcription factor activity, RNA polymerase II-specific. Lineage: Eukaryota; Metazoa; Chordata; Actinopteri; Salmoniformes; Salmonidae. The record is from RefSeq and is a predicted model, not a curated record.